This is a messenger RNA of Ambispora gerdemannii, 1299 nucleotides long. The record is from the annotation of a GenBank genome assembly. Lineage: Eukaryota; Fungi; Glomeromycota; Glomeromycetes; Archaeosporales; Ambisporaceae.
AUAUCACCAGUAUACAUUAUGUUUCGAGACUUGUCAACGUUAGAUAAGACAAUGAACAGAUUAUUUAUGGUAAAUCUUAAAAAGUGUUCACGAAUAAAAAAUCCCGGACGCACAGUAAUUCAUCAUUAUAUCAAUGGAAAGUUGGUCAGUGGUGAUUACUAUAGUGCCAAAAAAGAGUUAUUCGAGUCAAAUCUCGUUGGAUUCGAUUCUACACCAAUUCGUAAUUUUAUACACUCCGAUGAAAAGAUACGAUUAUUUCUACCUUGCCCUCGAACCAAUUGCUCUGUUGAUUGUCAUUGGAAAUGCUACAGAUGCGAACGGGAAGUAGAAUAUAGUUAUAAUCGACACUUUUAUUGUGGAUGUGGCGAAAGCAACAUCACUGAUGCAAAGUUUAGAUGCAACAGCCCAUAUCACACCGAAGGAUUUAUGCCAUAUGACAAAAUGUCAAUUCACCAACUGUUACCUGAAGAGCCACCAGAAGAAGUUAACGUGCUACUACUCGGUGAAACUGGUGUAGGAAAAUCCACAUUUAUAAACGCAUUUGUGAACUAUCUUAAACACGAAACAUUGGAGGAAGCGAAACUUGGAGAUUUAGUUCCAUUAAUUUCAUCUAAAUUCACGAUAACCGAUGAGAAUUAUAACACAAAAGAGAUUAGAAUAGGCAAGGAUGAUUCAAAUGAACAAUUUCAAAUUGUAGGAGCAUCAGCUACUCAAGGAUGUAAAAGUUACGCGUUUCAUGUCGGUGGAAGUAAAAUUCUAAGAUUGAUUGAUACUCCAGGAAUCGGCGAUACUAGAGGAGUAGAUCAGGACAAACAAAACUUUGACAACAUUCUAAAAUAUCUCAGUUUUCAUAAACAUAUCAAUGGGAUAUGCAUUCUCCUCAAGCCAAAUGAGUCGCGUACAAGCAUCAUAUUCAGAUUUUGUAUUCAAGAAUUAUUGUCUCAUCUUCAUAAAAGCGCAAAGGAUAAUAUUGUAUUCUGUUUCACCAACGCCAGGGGAACAUUUUAUCGUCCGGGUGAUACUUUGCCACCACUCAAAAAGCAUUUAAAAGAGCUUCAGGAUCGAUUUGGUAUUGAAAUUGAAAUUAAGCAUGAUACAAUGUACUGCUUUGAUAGCGAAUCGUUUAGAUUUCUAGCGGCACUUAAAGAAAAAGUUCAAUUCAUACCAGAGGACGAAAUAAGCUUUGCGGAGAGCUGGAAAAGAUCUGUAAAUGAAUCAACGAGACUUCUCGGUUAUAUUUCAACGUGUCCACCACACAAAAUCCAAGAUACACUGACAUUAAACGAAUCCAGAAAUAUC